Nerophis lumbriciformis (worm pipefish) is the source of this 3292-nucleotide messenger RNA. RefSeq lists its product as uncharacterized. The record is from RefSeq and is a predicted model, not a curated record. Gene Ontology annotation, cellular component: membrane. Gene Ontology annotation, biological process: multicellular organism development; cell communication; Notch signaling pathway. NCBI's taxonomy places the organism in Eukaryota, Metazoa, Chordata, Actinopteri, Syngnathiformes, Syngnathidae. Gene Ontology annotation, molecular function: Notch binding; calcium ion binding.
CUCUCCUUCUCCCUUUCCUCCCUCAUUGUUCCCACACGCCAGGCUUCGUGUCCGCUGCAUACCUUUUUGGAUUAUAGGUGCGCGAAGACAACUAACUUUUAUUCCUUUUUAAUAGUGUGAUCAUGUCAGUCGGCCUAAAAAGCGAAGAAAGCCAGAGUGUCGCCUAAUUAGGAUGAGAGUUGAAGUCCGGUGGACAUUUUUUUAAAGAGUCUUAAACCCUGCGGUGCGUUCACGGACACACGCGGUGAGGGAGGACCAUAGGCGGUGCGUGCACGGACACACGCGGUGACGCCUUCAGGGACCGGGAGGUGGAGGUGCAGGUGCAGGUGUGUGCGCGAUUAAUCCGAGCAGAGAUGAAGUGACGCGGGACCUUCAGGGAAGUGUCCGUGAUUCUUGGAAUGAGAGAGGGUCUCCUCGCCUCCAAAGCGGGGAUGGAGCCGGACACAAGUCGCCCGGAGCCGAGGAGCGUCACUGGGAGCAGGAGUGACCGACACCCGGGUACCCUCCACCUGCCGCGGGCUCUCUUUUUCCUCGCCACCUUGACCGUGCAACCACAGGCGGUGCACACAGUCGGGAUGUUUGAGCUCCAGAUCCGUCACUACCAGAACCCCAACGGACUCCUGCUGAACGGCGACUGCUGCGACCUCCAGGUGGGAGAGGGCCCGCGCUGCUCCUCCAGAGACCAGUGCGACACUUUCUUCCGAGCCUGCCUCAAGGAGUACCAGAACCGCGUGGUCCCUACCGGAGCCUGCACCUUUGGCUCGGGCGGAACCAAAGUCCUGGGAGGAAAUUCCCAGUUGCUCCGCCGCCGUGGUCACGAUGGUGGAGAGGAUGGGACCGUUGUCAUUCCCUUCAAAUACGCCUGGCCGAAGUCCUUCUCUUUGGUGCUGGAGGCCCUGGACCAUGACAACGACACGUCGCAAUCAGAUCCGCUGAUUGAGCGUGUGCUUCUCUCCUCCAUGUUGAAUCCUGGAGAAGAGUGGCAGACGCACCGCCACCACGGGACCACCUUCAGCCUCGAGUACCGCCUCCGCUUCCGCUGCGACACCAACUACUACGGACCUUUCUGCAACAAGUUCUGCCGGGCCCGCGAUGACUUCUUUGGACACUUCAAUUGUGACCUCGCUGGCUCCAAGGUCUGCAUGGAGGGCUGGACAGGACCAGAGUGCAAAGAAGCGCUAUGCAAGCAAGGAUGUAACCAGGCCCACGGCUCCUGCACGGUACCUGGAGAAUGCAAGUGUCACUAUGGCUGGACGGGGCCUCUGUGCGACCAGUGUGUGACGUUCCCCGGGUGUGUGUACGGCAGCUGUGGCGAACCAUGGCAGUGUGUGUGUGAUGUCAACUGGGGAGGUCUGCUGUGUGACAAAGACCUGAACUACUGUGGGACUCACCAACCCUGCAGGAACGCUGGAACGUGCACCAACACUGAGCCAAACGAGUACCAGUGUGAGUGCCAGGAAGGCUUCAAGGGACGCAACUGUGAAGUUGUUGAACAUGCUUGCAUGUCAUCCCCGUGCAUUAACGGCGCCACCUGUGUGGAAAACCCAACUGGCUUCAGCUGCAUCUGUGCUGAUGGCUGGACAGGACUGACUUGUGCAGACGUGGUAAAGCGAUGCGACCGAAGCCCGUGUGGACGAGGCGCAACGUGUCAGGAGGCUCCGGGAGGUUACCGCUGCCUCUGCCCGCCUGGAUGGAGCGGCAGGACCUGCCAGCUGGACACAGAUGAGUGUGAGAGGAACAUAUGCGUUCACGCUCGUUCUUGCCGGAAUCUAAUUGGAGGAUACCUGUGUGACUGCCUUCCUGAAUGGGCGGGGCCAAACUGUGACAUCAGGAACGGCAGCUGUCAGGGGUGGUGCCUCAAUGGCGGACGUUGUGAGGACCAGACUUUAGGGCCCAGAUGUUCGUGCCCGCCCGGUCUCUCGGGAAGACGUUGCCAAAUCCGGCACGACCCGUGUGACAGCGACCCCUGUCUGCAUGGAGGGCGGUGCGUGGGGAAGGAUGAAUGGACCACCACCUGCGACUGUCCUUUUGGAUAUUCUGGAAUCUUCUGUGAGGUCGCGUUGGAUCUUUGCAACCCCAACCCUUGCCAGCAGGGAGCGCCCUGUCACAGCAUCGAUGGCAGCUACAUGUGUGCCUGUCCUGAGGGUUACUAUGGCAACGAGUGCCUGAGCCUGAAGAAUCCUUGUUUUGGUCCACACUGUCCAGGCGCAAUGCUGGACACGACCCCCGGGAGCCUCGGCUUCUACGUGGUCCUGGCGGGCGUCUCGGCUCUGGUCGUGCUGUGCGUCUGCGCCACCUGUGCCUUCACCCUCGCCCACGUCCGCCACAAGCGGAAAAAGCAGCGGACGGUCCCGCCAGAAGACGGCAUCAACAACCAGAGGGAGUUCGUCACCCUCAUCCGAAACGUGGAGCGUCCCCCAAUUCCCGUGCCCCUGGUUCUGUCCUCCGCCCCCCUCACCGAGACGGCGGCCCGCGCCUCCGCCACCGACGCCACGGCCCCGCGUCGCUACGAGGAGAUUGAACUCACGAUUCCACAUCCCUCCCCUGCGCCGAAGACGGCUCGCGCUCCAAAACUGGACAUUUCCAAUCAGGAGAGGGAGAAGCUGAACCGCAUCCACUGCACAGACAACCAGGAACUAGAAAUCUGACCUUUGAACCCCAGGCCUUGUACGGGCUUGAAUUUUAUCAUGUAUACUUUGCACUCUUCCGCUCACAGGGUCCGCUUUUCCAGUGUAGAGGUCCUUUCUUGGGAUGGACCUCUUAUCUGCUCAGAUGUCUUUCCAUGACCUUCUACUUGGUGGUCUUGGACACUUUCAGUGACCUUUGAGUGCCUACAAUUCUGUCAAAGAGAAGGAAAAAAAGCAGAUCACCUAUUUGUAAUUGAUGCCAGGGGUCAAAGAAGGAAUGAAUGGAUGAUUAUUUAAAGUCCAACUGAAUGAAUGUUUGUAUUUUAUUGUAUUUACAAGGGAAAAGGCCGUGCUCAGAACAUGACCUGGACAGUUGGACCUCAGAGUUGUGCUUUAAAGCCUCAUGAAAUUGUGAUUUAUUAUUAUUUUUUUUUUACUACAGUUUCCUGUAUGGUCUUUGUGAUGCUACACUUUGUCAAAUUAGAUCUGUUUUCACACAUUUCUACACGUAAAAUAUUGUUUGUAUAUAAAUGUAUUGUACAUAUUUUUUUGUACUGUCGUUCGGUAUGAGAUCACUUUUUUUGUGUUACUUGGUCUGAGAUGGCCUUCUGUUGGAGCAAACAGCAACAUGUGGAUGGUGAUAAAAGUGCAUUUACCACUUUGGA